AUGCUGAGCUACUACAAUGCAAAUCGAUUCCAUUAUUUUGUAUUCAUCACAUGGCAAACGUCGAUAUUCCUCGGAACUCAAAUGCUGUUCACCAUUUUCGCUGGCUACACCCCCAAGUGGCGGUGCAACGACAAUGAAGAAUUUACCACGAAUUGUGUAAGCUACGCAAAAUGUGGCGGAAAUGUUACGUUUGAACCGGCCCCGUUUGGGUCUAUAGUAAUGGAGUUUGAGAAAUAUUGCGAUGGCGAAGAAGUCAGUACCUACAAACGCUACUAUUCACAGGCAAUAUUUUUCGGCGUCUUCUUUGGAACUAUUGCAUGGGGUUGGUUGGCCGAUAUUUUUGGACGAAAGCCGAUUGCCAUUACCGUGUUCACAGGAAUUAUUGUGUUGAAUAUUUGCACAGCAUAUCUACAAUCAGCCCAUUCAAUUUUAGGCGUUCGUGCCAUUUUUGGAUUUACGUUAGGAGGAAGUUUGACUGCUGUCUGGAGCUACUGUAAUGAGCUGUUAUUACCGCAUCAAAGGAUCAUGUUGAGAGCGUUUUUCAACUGGGGCUCUGGUCGCAUGAUAUUGACGUUAAUUUGCUUCCUGUUGCCGACUUGGCGAGCUGCUUCGAUUGCGGUGUCCUUAGCCGCCAUUCCUGGACUUUUAGUGAUAAUUUUCGUACUACCAGAGAGCCCGAUUUGGUUGCAUAACAAGGGAAUGCUGAGCCUACUCGCCUCAAAGGAUAUGCUUCAAAAGCUUUUGGUUUUAUGGUUUGUGUGGUGGGUUUCGGCUACCUGCGCAUAUGCUAAUGACCUGCAAUCCAAUUCACUAUCUGGAAAUCUUUAUUUAAACCAAAUGGUCUUUGGUUUUAUUAUUUACAUUUCGAAAUGGGUGAUGGCCUGGGCUGAUCGUACUUACCCUCUGUUUUCCCGGAGAUUGCUUCAUCAAUCCUCGCAAAUGUCGACUUGCAUCGUCUUUUUAGCAAUGUCUAUUUGCGUACUUACCGAAAAUAAGGGCUUAUUUCUGACAGCAUUGAAUAUCAUUGGAUGCGUUCUCAUCGAAUUCACAUGGGACGCUAAUCAAAUGUGUGCUGUCGAGUCUUUCCCUACCGUAUGUCGCGCAUCAGCUGUUGGUUCUUGCUCCUUAGUAGCUCGAAUCGGAGCCCUUAUGGCGCCUCAACUUGCCUUUUACGGCUCAAUCUGGCCGCCCGCCGUGUAUGUCACGGUAUUUGUGCUUGGACUCAUCAAUUUCUUUGUCGCCUAUUUUGGUAUGGCCGAGACAAAGAAUAUUAACUUGGAAGCGCUAGAUCAAGCCGCUGGUAAUAGACCAGUUGAUGACCUUCUACGAAGAGAAAGCUCGGAUUUA
This is a messenger RNA of Mesorhabditis spiculigera, 1347 nucleotides long. The record is from the annotation of a GenBank genome assembly. NCBI's taxonomy places the organism in Eukaryota, Metazoa, Nematoda, Chromadorea, Rhabditida, Rhabditidae.